CGGACAGCUAUCCAGAGGAGAGAAAGCAGCUACAGCAGUCUCCAGCAACUCGUCUGCGAAAAUGAAGCUUGUUUUGUGUCUCGUGGCCCUCGCUGCCGUCUAUUUUGCGGUCGACGCCAAAAAAUCUCCACCCAAGGUUCAGGUGUACACCAGCAAGCCAGGACAGUUUGGGCAGAACAACACUCUGAUCUGCCAUGUGAGUGGCUUCCACCCUCCAGACAUCACCAUCGGGCUGCUGAAGAACAAUCAGGAAAUGUCCAACACCAGUCAGACUGACCUGGCCUUCCACCAGAACUGGCAUUUCCAUCUGACCAAGAGCGCACCUUUCAACCCCAAGUCCACGGACAAGUACACAUGCAGGGUGACUCAUGGCUCAGACACCAAAGACUAUGCCUGGGAGCCAAACAUGUAGUGUGCCAGGGGAGAGAGCGCCUGGGUGUCAUUGCUUCAUUUGGCUUGUAUACCAACAGAUACCUUUAGCCGUCUUAAAUCAACUUACAGUAUCCUGAUUUCCUCUGCACUCUUUUUCUUGACAAAGUCACUUGAGGAGGGUCUUUUCUCAUUUGCCAUAAUCAUUUAGAUUACCAAUUUCCUGGACUGCUGACACCCAGUUUUUUGUCAUAUCUAAGUAGAAAAUGUUCUGUUGGUAUUAUUUCUUUUUGGACAAAAAAUGCCUUUAAAUGUUUGUACAAACAUUUUAAUUAAAUGCUACUGUCUGUUCGGGAUGCAGUGAUAGUUCCAUGGAUAUUUAAACCUGUACGGCUUUACAGACUGUUCUUUUGUAUUUGUGGUGUUCUGCUGAAACUAUGUUCAAUUGUUUAAGAUGGAAUGAAAAGUAAAAACACACAGUAAUUGGUAUAAUUAUAAUUGUGAUUGUGUAUUGUGUAGACAACCUGAUGCCACAGCCUUGGGGAAUAAAAUAAAACAACAGUUUAAUUUCGCAGGAUCCCUGAUUAUGGCUUUAAUCAAAAUAAUAAAAUAUGAGCAGAGAAUUUUCUUGGCUGUUUGGGGACCACAUGAAAGUGUCUUGUUUUGAAUAAUCAUCUUAAUUAUGUUGUGUUUUCACUGAAUAAAAUGUCACUUCCAAUACUGAU
This is a messenger RNA of Myripristis murdjan (pinecone soldierfish), 1094 nucleotides long. Its product is annotated as beta-2-microglobulin-like. Bases 62 to 412 code for a protein of 116 amino acids. Lineage: Eukaryota; Metazoa; Chordata; Actinopteri; Holocentriformes; Holocentridae. The record is from RefSeq and is a predicted model, not a curated record. The transcript has 4 exons.